Messenger RNA from Eptesicus fuscus (big brown bat), 1494 nucleotides. Its product is annotated as alpha-methylacyl-CoA racemase-like. Bases 349 to 1494 code for a protein of 381 amino acids. Gene Ontology annotation, biological process: bile acid metabolic process. NCBI's taxonomy places the organism in Eukaryota, Metazoa, Chordata, Mammalia, Chiroptera, Vespertilionidae. Gene Ontology annotation, cellular component: mitochondrion. Gene Ontology annotation, molecular function: alpha-methylacyl-CoA racemase activity. The transcript has 3 exons. The record is from RefSeq and is a predicted model, not a curated record.
GUGUGGUCAAAUGCACCUCUACUCCCUUUCUCCAGUCCCAACAGGACGAGUGCCGCAGAGAUUCAAGUUUCUGCAGAAAGGGCCGUAAUGAACCUGGUACGCAGAGACUGUCUAACGCAGAGACUGUUUGGAAGGGGUGUUCCAUGAGGGACAGCAGCUGAGGUGGACAAGCAGAAUCUCUGUUGGGAGGAGUGACAAGGCACAGGGAAGGAAACUCGUGCAGAGGGUCAACUAAGAAGGAUAAAGUCAGAAUGGAAACGUGUUGCCCCGGAGUGUCCUGACCUUACAUUUAAAGCCACAGCCUGGAGCACAGUGCGGCUGCUCCCAGCUCUCGGGUGCACAGCCGGCAUGGCCUUGGGCAGCGUGCGGGUGCUGGAGCUGGCUGGGGGAUACCCUUCCUCCCUCUGCGGCAUGAUUCUGGCCGACUUUGGAGCCCGGGUGGUUCGCGUGGCCUGGCACCAAAAAGACAUAUUUGAGUUUGUGAAUCGAGGUAAGCGGUCGCUGGCUCUGAAUCUGAGCACUCCAGAAGGUGCCGUGGUCCUUGAGAAAAUCUGUCUUCAGGCCGAUGUGCUGAUCGACCCUGUCCCCGGUGGGGUGCUGGGGGCGGGGAAGCUGCUGCCGGAGGACCUGCUGCAGAAGAACCCGAGACUCGUCCACGUGAAGGUGUCCACGGAGAUGAAGUUAUCCAGGAAGUAUUCCCAACGCAGAGGGCACGACAUUAACUUUCUGGCUUUAUCCGGUGUGCUGUCCACCUUUGGCCGGAAACACGAGAAGCCGUACGCACCACCCAAUUUCCUGGCUUCCUCGGCCGGAGGGUUUCUCGGCGCCUUGGGGACGGUGAUGGCCCUUUUUGAACGGGCCCGGUCUGGGAAAGGACAAACAGUUGAUGCGAAUGUGAUAGAAAGCACAGCGUAUGCGAGUUCUGUGCUGUGGUACCUGCAGAGGAUGGACUAUGGCAACGGAGCCAAGGGAGACAACCUACACGACGGGGGCGCGCCCUUCUACGACACCUACCAGACCUCGGAUGGGAAGUUCAUGGCCGUGGGGGCUAUAGAAGCCCACCUCUAUGAGCUCUUUCUGAAAGGACUCGGGCUCGACCCUUCAAAACUUCCCCAGCAGCUGAGCUCGCCAGACUGGCCCCGGCUGAGGACCCUCUUUGCAGGCCUCUUUGCCAAGAAGACACAAGCCGAAUGGUGCAAGGUCUUUGGGGAGCUGGACGCCUGUGUGACCCCUGUUCUGACAGCCGAGGAUAUCUCUCAACUGGUGAAGGAGGAGAUGAGCACUUCUUUUAUCACGGAUCAGCAGCAGGUGGUAGCCCCCAGGCCAGUUCCAUUUUUUUCCAGAACCCCCGCUUCUGUCCCUUCCACCAGGAGUGCGGUCUUAGGAGAACACUCAGAAGAAAUUCUCAGAGGAUGCGGGUUUAGCAAACAAGAAAUAGCCCGGCUCCAUGUUUCGGGCGUCAUUAAAAGCAGUAAGUCAACGGCUAAUCUGUAA